GGUGGGCGGGGCCUGCGUACGCCUGCGCAGUCCGCUCUACUCAGGGAGGCGGAGGCGACGAGCCGGAGGGAAGAUGGAAGACUACCAGGGUGCUGAGGAGACCGCCUUCGUCGUGGAUGAAGUGAGCAACAUCGUGAAAGAGGCUAUAGAGAGCGCCAUCGGUGGGAACGCGUACCAGCACAGCAAGGUGAACCAGUGGACCACCAACGUCGUGGAGCAGACGUUGAGCCAGCUCACCAAGCUGGGGAAACCGUUCAAAUACAUCGUGACCUGCGUGAUCAUGCAGAAGAACGGAGCCGGGCUGCACACGGCGAGUUCUUGCUUCUGGGACAGCUCCACCGACGGAUCCCUCACCCUGUGUGCGUGAACACUCCAGAACCCAGACUGCGCAAGCGUGGGAGCUGCACCGUGCGAUGGGAGAACAAGACCAUGUACUGCAUCGUCAGCGCCUUCGGCCUGUCCAUCUGAGCCCCCGUCCCGCGGGCACCGCUCUGCCUCAGCGCUUCUGUCCGUCUUCCCAUCACUCACCGCGCGUCCCGUGCACACCUCUCUCCGUAUCUGUGUGUUCUGUGGCACUCUCAGAAUGUAGAGAAAUACACCCGUGGCUGCAGUGUUCCGGCGCUGUGCACCGCGAGCCACACGCUGUCCCGAGGUGGGCGGGCAGAGCCUGCCCCGCCCCCUCUUAACAGACCGUUUCUUUACAAAGGUGCUAAAGCUCAAAUCCUGGUGGGAAGCGCUUCUCUCGGAAACGAUUCAAGUAUACUAAUUUUCCAUACUUUUUACUUUUGUUAGAAUAAAUUAUUCAGGUUUCAA
Molecule: messenger RNA, 813 nt
Organism: Oryctolagus cuniculus (rabbit)
Lineage: Eukaryota; Metazoa; Chordata; Mammalia; Lagomorpha; Leporidae
Gene: DYNLT1
Product: dynein light chain Tctex-type 1
Biological process (GO): microtubule-based movement
Cellular component (GO): cytoplasmic dynein complex; cytoplasm
Molecular function (GO): dynein intermediate chain binding
Source: RefSeq, a predicted model, not a curated record